AUGGAACCGGACCUCAAAAAGAGCUCUUCUGAGCAAGUCGAGGACAUCAAGCGUGGCAACCAUGCUGAUGAUAUCGUCUCUAUGCCCGCCAGCCUCGCCGCGCUGAGCGACUCGGAGCUUCAACAACUCGGUCGGAGGGCAACAUUGAAGAUGGACUUGGUCAUAAUGCCGAUCCUUGUGGUCAUGUACAUCCUGAACUACCUCGACCGUCAAAAUAUCGCGAGUGCCAAACUGGCAGAUAUCGAGACAGAUCUGGGUUUGAGCAAUGUUCAGUAUCAGACGGCAGUCAGCAUCCUAUUCGUCGGUUAUAUCCUCAUGCAGAUCCCUUCCAACAUGAUCGCCGGCAAGAUCAAGUGGCCUGGCCUUUACAUAUGUGGAGGCAUGGCCGGUUGGGGAAUCAUAUCAGCUUUGAUGGCUAUCGUUCACAACUAUGCUGGCCUUCUUACUGCAAGAAUAUUCUUGGGUUUUAUUGAAGCGAUAUUUUUCCCGGGUGCACUGUACUUUCUCUCUCUGUUUUACAACCGCAGACAAUUUGCCUUUCGAACAGCAAUACUGUACUCUGGGUCUCAGCUCGGAAACGCUUUCGGCGGGCUUUUUGCCAUUGGCAUCCUGCGACUGGAUGGUACUCAUGGCCUAGAAGGAUGGCGCUGGUUAUUCCUUGUCGAAGGUGUUAUGACAACUGGACUGGCUAUCGUGUUCGCUUUUCUCUUGCCCAACUCUAACAAGAAGAUCCUCGGGCUUUCAGCCAUCGAAUGCGACUUUGUCCAAUGGAAUUAUGCAUCCGACCAGGGACAGGCUGACGAGCGGUCAGAGAUGAGCGCUGGAAAAGGUUUCAUGAUGGCAGUACUUGAUCCAAAGACAUGGCUUCUUACUGGAAUUCUCUACGCCACCUACAUCGUGGGGGCAGUGGCCAACUUCUUCCCAUCAGUCGUUGCCGGCCUCGGCUACGAUCGCACCACAACGUAUGGAUUGACCGCGCCGCCAUUCGUGCUGUGCGUCUUCUGCAUGCUCAUCAACGGGUUUCACUCCGACAAAACCCAAGAGAGGUUCCUACACAUCGUGAUCCCACUGUGUAUCACCCUGGCGGCUAACGUAAUCGCCGUGUCGUCACUGAACAUAGCGGCACGUUACACUGCCAUGAUGUUAUUACCAGCAUCGUUCUAUUCGGCGGCUGUCGUAAUUCUCUCUUGGAUCACAGGCUCACUGUCACAGCCAUCCAUCAAACGUGCUUCAGCAAUCGCAUUGAUCAACUCUCUAUGCAACACACCUAAUGUUUGGGGAAGCUAUAUCUACUUUGGUGCCCCACGCUACGUUGUCGCCUUCAUUGUCAAUGUAGCAGCCACGGCAGUGGCUAUUGGCUUCGCAAUUGCCACGAGGAUGUACCUUGGAAGACAGAAUGUGAAGCUGGAGAGAGGACAGGACCUUGGAAGGAACGGUCCGACAGACAGGCAGAUCGCAGCUGGAUUCAGGUACCUGCUAUGA
Molecule: messenger RNA, 1482 nt
Organism: Neoarthrinium moseri
Lineage: Eukaryota; Fungi; Ascomycota; Sordariomycetes; Amphisphaeriales; Apiosporaceae
Exons: 3
Coding region: 1-1482 (493 amino acids)
Biological process (GO): transmembrane transport
Cellular component (GO): membrane
Molecular function (GO): transmembrane transporter activity
Source: RefSeq, a predicted model, not a curated record